CGCUCAGUGUAGCAACCGCUAAAAAACCAGGAGAAGAAGAAGCUAUGACAAGCCCAACAUUAGUCAUAAAUGUCACCAGGAACAGGUGAGGAGAGCGAAUCCAGUGGAAAGGUUGCUGUUCAGAUGAGGAGGACUUGCCUGGUCGACCCUGUGUGUCGCCCCCCGUUGCUAUGGCAACGUCAUACUUCCCCACAUUCCUCCUCCUCCUCUUUCUGUCCUCCGUCACCCUCUUGCUGGUGACCCUCCUGCCCUCCGUCGUGCCAUCCGUUCCCUAUCGUUCCUCCUCCUCCUCUCCUCCCUCACCUUGGACGUCACAGUCAUGCGGUCCAGGUCAGUCCUGGGCCGUCCGGCUCCACGCUGGCCCACAUCACGAGGAGGAGGAGGACGGCGAACCGAGCUCUGUGCUCUUGGAUUUAGUUGCCAACAAGGUAGCGGAGCAGGCCGGUCUGCAGAACCUGGGCCAGAUCGGACAGCUGGAAGGCCACUACCUGCUGUGUUCUGUAAAGCCUGGCACCGGAUCUGCCGGAAGAAUUUGGAAGAGAAGCAUCCAGCCCGGCAACGUUCUGGCAGCCCACCCUCACGUCCUGUGGUACUCCCAGGAGACGGUGCUCAGCCGCUCGAAGAGAUCGAUGGCCUUCAACGAUCCCAAAUACCCCAAACAGUGGCACCUGCACAAUGACGUCAAUAAGGGCAUGGAUAUCAACCUGACAGGGGUGUGGGAGCGCAACAUAACCGGCCAGGGAGUCACGGUGGUCGUGGUGGACGACGGGGUGGAGCAUACGCACCAGGACAUUCAGCCCAACUACAGUCCAGAGGGAAGUUACGACCUGAACUCCAAUGACCCGGACCCCAUGCCUCACCCCGACGUCCACAGCGACAACCACCACGGGACCCGAUGCGCCGGAGAGAUCGCAGCCGUUCCCAACAACAGCAUCUGCGCCGUGGGGGUGGCGUACGGCAGCAAGGUGGCAGGUAUCAGAGUCCUGGACGGCCCACUGACUGACAGCCUGGAGGCCAUCGCCUUCAACAAGCACUACCAGGUCAAUGACAUCUACAGCUGCAGUUGGGGUCCAGAUGACGACGGCCGCACUGUGGACGGACCUCAUCCUCUGGGCAAGGCGGCGCUGCAGCACGGUGUGAUCGCGGGCCGACGAGGCUUCGGCAGCAUCUUCGUGGUCGCCAGCGGCAACGGGGGCCAAUUCGACGACAACUGCAACUAUGACGGCUACGCCAACUCCAUCUACACCAUCACGAUCGGAGCUGUGGAUGAGAACGGGAGGAUGCCCUUCUACGCUGAGGAGUGUGCGGCCAUGUUGGCUGUUACUUUCAGCAGCGGGGGGAGCAAGCUGAGGAACAUCGUGACGUCAGACUGGUCCCUGCAACACGGGACGGGCUGCACUGAAUACCACACCGGGACGUCUGCCGCGGCCCCCCUAGCGGCGGGGAUGGUGGCCCUGAUGCUGCAGGUCCGGCCCUGCCUGAGCUGGAGGGAUGUCCAGCAUAUCAUCACCUUCACCGCCACCAAGUGUGACAAUAGUGCAGACUGGAGGGUGAAUGGAGCUGGUUUCCAUCACAGCCACCAGCAUGGCUUCGGUCUGCUCAACGCAUGGAGGCUUGUCAACGCCGCCAAGGUGUGGGAGUCAGUGCCGUUCCUCGUGUCCUAUCAGAGCGCUGUGAUUAAAGAGGAAGUGACCAUCCUCACCUACCCUGACGAGCUGGUUCGCACCUUGAACGUCUCUGCCGCUGACCUGAGACAUUCCGGAAUGGAGACGCUGGAGCAUGUGACCGUUACUGUGACGAUAACCCACCGUUCCCGCAGCAACGUGGAGAUUGUGCUGGUCUGCCCCAGCGGGAUGACGUCAGUCAUCGGGGCUCGCCGUGCUGUCGACAACGACCCUGCAGGAUUCCAGGACUGGACUUUCUCCACUGUGCGCUGCUGGGGAGAGAGAGCUGAGGGCCAGUACACCCUCAGGAUAUCAGACCACCAAGAGCCGUCGUCUAAACAGUUUGUGGGGGUGUUAAAUCAGUGGAAGAUGACCCUGUAUGGCUCCUCUAUGACUUUCAGUGAGGUCAAGGAAAGACAGAGACUGGUGGAGGAGGCGAUGAGCGGCAAAUACCUGGACAGCAGCUUCUCUCUGCCCUGCCCUCCAGGCCUGGACAUCCCUCCAGAGAUCAUCAACCCGUUCACCUCCAAUAACCUCAAGGUAAACUCGGCAGCAGCACACCAAAACACGUCUCCAGUGUCUCUAGUUCCUGCUGUUGCUGGGCUGCUUUGCUCUCUUCUGGUCUCUCUACUACACCCUGGAGGUGACGCUGGCCCACCUGGACCUCAGGGGCCUACUGUGCCUGCGCAGGAGAUGGGGACGUCACCGGGCCAGGAGGGGGCGUCGAGGGAGAGUGGCGGAGGACGCCCUAGAAGAGGAGGAGGUGGAGGACGGGGUGGAAGACGAGGAGGAGGAGGACUCAGGGGUGGAGCUGCAGGCGGUGCUGGACUCUGAGGCCAAAACGCCGCUUCUCACCGGAGAGCAGCUGGUAACAUAGCACCAGGGUGGGUGGGUUUAAAAUCUCUCACCAUCUUUGCUAAAGGGACGUCUCAGGCUUUUACCCUCCUCUCCUCCCCCACCCACCUACCUGUACUGCUUUUAACACCUGUGGUGAUAGGGCAUCACAGAACGGACUGCAGACCACAACGAGUGGACUCCUUGUCCUUCUCUGCAUUCCCCAAAACAUGUGGCCUUGUAUGAAAAUCAAGAUGUGUUGUGCUGUGACAGUGUGUGUGUGUGUGUGUGUGUGUGUGUGUGUGUGUGGUGUGUGUGUGUGUGUUGUUGUUGUUGUUGUUGCACACCUGUCCCUGAAACAAAAUGACGACAAUCCUCUAAAGUGAGGAUGUGUUUUCAGUCCUGAGGGUUAUAACUCCCAUCAGAAUUAGCUUGAUAAGUUGUGACCUCACCACCAAGUAAAAUACUGUGUCCAGGUCCAUCUUUGCCGAAGUUCUCCUGUUUUCAAGAUGUCGCAGUGCUGUGCCCCAUGUUGUUUGAACAGAGUCCAUAAAAAAUAUUCAGGUACCAAUACUGCUUUCCUUACGACGAAAAGAGAAGAGGAAAUGGUUGCAGUUAAGUUCCAAUUUUUAAAUGAGUGAAGGAAACACAGUUUGAUGCUAGCAGGUGCUAAUAAUAGCUAGCUAACCUAGCUAGCAUUAGCACCCACUAGUAAAAGCGGGUACCCCUCAUAUAAGCGUUUGUUUUCACCCUAGCUGGGCGAAGAUAGCUCGCUAGCAGCAGCACAGAAAAGGACUGACAACCAAAACACAAAGAUAUGUGCUUAUAGCAAGAAUCACCCUGUAAAACCCAUAGCUUUUAUCAGAUACAAGCUUUUACCGGCGGCUGCUAACCAGUACAAACAUUAGCUAGAUUAACUAGCUAACAUUAGCACCUCCUGGCGCCUACUUUGUUUUUCUUUAUUUGUUUAAAAACUUAAACUUAUCAACUGCAAACAUUUCCUCCUCUAUUUCUUGAACAAGAAUGACAACUGAAUAACAGAUCUGUUAAAACAAAACAGGACAUAUCACUGCAACAUCUUCAAACCGGAGAGUGUCAUCAAAGUUGGACCUGGAAACCGUAUUUUUAUUGGUUGAGACGUUAGCUUAAGAAGCGGAUUAAGUUAAAAUUAGAGUAAAGGUCAGGCGUGAACUGGAGAGGGACCUAACAAAGGUGCCAGUAUAAUUGCAUGUUUGCAUGUGUGUGUGUGUGUGUGUAUGGAGAUAAAUUUUCCUUAAAACUGGAAUUAAUUCUCUUUAAACUCAAUCUUUCACAGAGGAACUGAGCUUAUAGGUUGAUGCAGUUCCCCCAGAGAAAGAUAAAAACGAUGAUGAUGAUGUGCACUAGAGAAAGGUACAAAUCUUGUGUGUGUGUGUUUGUGUGUGAAUGAGUGAGUUUGUAUGUAUGUGUGCGUUGGAAUAGGCAAGGUCUUCCAUGAAAAAGUGUCCUCAAAUGUGAGGUUUUAAGAGGGGUACUGUAUUUUAAGAAUAAGAUUUAUUUUCUGAGGUGUUUCUGGAUUUUUAAGACUGGGGUUAUCAUCCAACUACUGAGAAAAACUUGAAGUGGGAUUUUCAAGUGUGGGAUUUGCAUUUGUAAUUUUUUUUUUUUUUUUUUGUAAAGCGUAAUAUAUACACAAUGUGUGCCUGCUGUACAGAUGUAUACCAACUGUGUUCCAUGAUUUGUACGAAGUGUUUUUAAGAAUGUAUUAAAGAGUUUAAUUUUUUAAAGUAAAGGAGUGUUUGGAGUGAAGCUGGAAACUUGUGUUUUGCUGUGCAAGUCACAGGUGAUGUGAAUGAUAAUAAAAGGCUACUGAUGGAAUAUCUUA
Messenger RNA from Lates calcarifer (barramundi perch), 4362 nucleotides. RefSeq names its product proprotein convertase subtilisin/kexin type 7 (gene pcsk7). The record is from RefSeq and is a predicted model, not a curated record. Gene Ontology annotation, molecular function: serine-type endopeptidase activity. Bases 171 to 2498 code for a protein of 775 amino acids. Gene Ontology annotation, biological process: protein processing. NCBI's taxonomy places the organism in Eukaryota, Metazoa, Chordata, Actinopteri, Centropomidae. Gene Ontology annotation, cellular component: Golgi membrane; trans-Golgi network. The transcript has 17 exons.